GCGGGCUGCGCGGCCGCGGGGCUUCUGCGUGCGCCGGGCCCGUGGCGAGCCGCGUUCCCGGGGCCGCGUGCUCGGAGGAGGCCGCAGCGCGGGUGGGAAGAAUGGAGCUGGCGUCCCGCUCCCAGAUCCCUAAAGAAGUGGCUGACAUCUUUAACGCCCCCAGUGAUGAUGAAGAGUUUGUCGGUUUCCGAGAUGAUGUUCCCAUGGAAACCCUCUCAUCAGAGGAGAGCUGUGAUAGUUUUGACUCACUGGAAUCAGGGAAACAGCAAGAUGUGCGUUUCCGUUCCAAAUACUUCACGGAAGAGCUGCGAAGGAUUUUUAUAGAGGACACGGACUCAGAGAUGGAAGAGUUUGAAGGAUUUACACAGAAUGAGCUGAAUGGAAAUAGUAACCCAGAAGUGAUGCUCGUGGAGUCAGAUUUGAGUGAUGCUGGUAAGGAGUCUUUGGUGAGUGAAGAAGAGGAAGAGGAUGAAGGAGAGAAGGCUACACCCAGAAGGAGGAGGCCGAGGAGAAGCAGCAUUGGUCUUCGAGUCGCCUUUCAGUUCCCCACCAAGAAACUGACGAAAAAGUCAGAUGACAGUUCCUCGGAGCCACUGUUUUCUAGCACACGCUUACAGGACAAUAAAAAAGCAAUUCUUGGAAGAAAGAGAAGCUGCAGAAAGGGGAAGGAAAGGGAAGAUUCGGUCUCAGAGUCUGAGGACGACUCCAGGGAUGAGGCUCAGGAGGGCUCGGAUGCUCUGCUGAAAAGGACCAUGAACAUCAAGGAGAACAAAGCCAUGCUCGCCCAGUUACUGGCAGAACUGAACUCAAUGCCAGAUUUCUUCCCGGUACGAACCCCGAACUCAGCUUCUAAGAAGAGAACAGCGAGGCGGGCCUUCUCAGAGGGACAGAUCACGCGACGCACAAACCCGACCCGCAGCGCACGGCCACCCGAGAAGUUUGCCCUGGAGAACUUCACCGUCUCAGCAGCCAAAUUUGCAGAAGAGUUUUACAGCUUCAGGAGGAGGAAGACAAUUAGUGGGGGGAAAUGCCAGGGGCACAGACGGCGUCACCGAAUCUCCUCUUUUCGGCCAGUGGAGGAUAUCACUGAAGAGGACCUAGAAAAUGUUGCCAUAACUGUUCGAGAUAAGAUCUAUGAUAAAGUUCUGGGCAACACCUGCCACCAGUGUAGGCAGAAGACCAUUGACACCAAGACGGUGUGUCGGAACCAGGGCUGUGGUGGGGUGCGAGGACAGUUUUGUGGGCCAUGCCUGCGGAAUCGCUAUGGGGAGGAUGUGAGAUCUGCGCUGCUGGACCCGGAUUGGAUGUGCCCUCCCUGCCGUGGGAUCUGCAACUGCAGUUACUGUCGGAAGCGUGACGGCCGCUGUGCCACGGGGAUCCUCAUUCACCUGGCCAAGUUUUAUGGUUAUAAUAACGUGAAGGAGUACCUGGAGAGUUUACAGAAGCAGCUGGUGGAAGACAAUUAGGAGAAAGAACCAGCCACCUCACUGUACAGCAUAUGCCAGCAGGACAUGCCAUACCACUUGUGCCUAAGAUUUUUUACAGUUGUGUUUUUAUACAGAUAUUUUGUAGAUCUAAAUGCUAUUUUUUUAAGGUUGUUUAUAUACUUAAAAAGAUCUCUCAGGAAGAUGGCACAGCAGAGCAAUCUCUAUACAUGUAGCCAUAGGCCCCUAUGUAUAUUGAAUGGUUUAAAAGCAUCUGCAUAUGAUGAAAAAGUUUAAAUGGGGUGGAGUUAAAGUCCAGGUAAGUUCCAGAGAAGACACUGUAUAAGCAGCUCUUGCCUUUGACACUGUUGAUCUAUGUGGCCUUGAUCUUUAGUUCCCAGUCAGUGACCACAGUUCUCUGGGCCAUUGGAAUUUGUUAAAGAAUGUUCUGCUAAAUUA
Canis lupus familiaris (dog) is the source of this 1883-nucleotide messenger RNA. It is a transcript of the gene CDCA7L, whose product is annotated as cell division cycle associated 7 like. Gene Ontology annotation, cellular component: nucleus. Bases 102 to 1466 code for a protein of 454 amino acids. Gene Ontology annotation, biological process: regulation of DNA-templated transcription. The record is from RefSeq and is a predicted model, not a curated record. NCBI's taxonomy places the organism in Eukaryota, Metazoa, Chordata, Mammalia, Carnivora, Canidae. The transcript is spliced from 10 exons.